UCCAGUAUAGCACCCAAAAAUAUCAUCCCUCAAUCGAUUAUCAUUAUUUACAUGAAUAUAUUAAUUAAUAAAUGAUUAAUUAAAUUCAAACUAUUUUCCCGAUUGAUAUUUAUUCUACUCUUUAUAUAUAUAUAUAUAUAUAUAAAAUAUACUUUAUAUAUAUUUGGUGCAACAUACUUUAUUAUUUGUCGUGCGAAAAGCAAGUCCUUUUAAAGAAGCAGUACUCCUAACUCUUCGUCACCGUCUGAUCUUCACAUCUGCACUUCUCUCUCUUUCAACUUCAAAUAUUGAACAUUCUCUUGCUGUUGUCUCUGUCAGUUGCUGGUGGAGGUUGCCGCCUCCUCUCUCUCUCUCUCUCUCUGUGUCGCUCAAGUGAAACCCUUUCUCUGUGUCUCUCUCUUACGAUUAAGCAUAUAGCUUGAGGCAUUAUCCGCCUCCCUUUUUUGGCGCAAAGCUUUUCCAGCAAUCAAGCUUCCACUUAACAGAUAAAGCAGAAAGAGAGAGAGAGAGAUAGAAAGAUGUAUUAUUAGGGCAUGUGUGUGUUUCUACUCAUUUCCGUUUCUUUGCUUCUUAUUUAACCCUAUUUCUCUCUCUCUCUCUCUUCUCCCAUUUCUCUUCCUUUCUUUUUUCUUUUUUCCUUUUCUUUGCCUUUUCUCUUCCUCGGGAUCUGAUUUCUCUUUCUUCUCUACUCUCUCGAUCCUUUGUACAAACACUUGUUGGACUUUACUUCAAUUCCCGAGGAACACUUUUUAUUCCAUCUUUCUUGUUCCCUUCCUUUCUGGCGUUCUCUUUCUUUUUUUGUCUGGUUCAGUAGUUUUUCACAAAAGUUGAAAAAAGACAGUGAUAGAAGCUGCAGCUUAAAGUGUUUCUUGUCUUUAAGUCGAUCGGAAGCAGAUCUAAAGCAGGAGUUUUCACUCGGUUAGGGUAUUACUCUACGGACGAUUGUCAAGGUUCUUAGUUCUUGUGAAAGAGUAUGAAUGCCUUUUCGCAUGUUCCCCCAGGCUUUAGAUUCCAUCCAACGGAUGAGGAACUUGUUGAUUACUAUCUCAGAAAAAAAGUAGCUUCAAAAAGGAUUGAUCUUGAUGUUAUCAAGGAUGUUGAUCUUUAUAAGAUUGAGCCAUGGGAUCUUCAAGAGUUAUGCAAAAUUCCAGGAACUGAAGAGCAGAAUGAAUGGUAUUUCUUCAGCCACAAAGAUAAGAAAUAUCCGACUGGAACUCGAACUAAUAGAGCAACAAAAGCUGGGUUCUGGAAAGCUACAGGAAGAGACAAGGCCAUCUAUGCGAGGCAUAGCUUGAUUGGCAUGAGAAAAACCUUAGUUUUCUACAAAGGUAGAGCUCCAAAUGGACAAAAGUCUGACUGGAUCAUGCAUGAAUAUCGACUAGAAACAAAUGAAAAUGGAACUCCUCAGGAAGAAGGAUGGGUAGUGUGCAGGGUUUUCAAGAAAAGAAUGCCAACAGUGAGGAAAGUUGGCGAGUAUGACUCUCCCUGUUGGUACGAUGACCAGGUCUCAUUCAUGCCAGAACUUGAUUCUCCAAGGCGAAUAACUCAACCUUAUGCAACAUUCCUUCAUCAUUAUCCCUGCAAGCAAGAGUUUGAAUUACAGCAAUACAGUAUACCUCAUGACCCUUUCCUCCAGCUUCCUCAACUAGAGAGCCCUAAAGUUCCACAGUCAGCUGCCAGCGCGAAUUGCGGCUCAGUAGUUCCAUAUGGUUAUGACAGGAACAAUGGGAGCACCUUGCAGUCCUCAACUCUUACACAGGAAGAACAAGUUCAACAAACCCAUCACCAAAAUUUGAACUCAAUUUACCAUAACAAUGGUGAGCAAGCUGUAGAUCAAGUAACUGAUUGGCGGGUUCUUGACAAGUUCGUCGCGUCUCAGCUGAGCCAUGAGGAUAAUGCUUCCAAGGAAGGCAACUACUCAAAUGCCGCCGCGGCAGCCUUUCAUGUGGCCCAGCAGAUGAAUUUGCUUGCUAAUGAAUCAAAAAGGCCUGAACUUGUGCAGGAAUACGCCUCGACGUCCAGAUCAAGUUGCCAAAUUGAUCUAUGGAAAUGAUCAGAGAAUAUACAUAUAAAUAUAUAUGAUAGUUACUAGAGGAUGCAUACUAAUUAAUUAUAGGUAUUACAGUUUAUAUGAUGAAAAGACUUCUUGAUGAUGAUCAAAGAGGCUGUACAUAAUAAAACUAAAAUGGUAUUUGCAUUAGCUGCCAUUGGACUUAUUGUGUCCAUCAUAUCCAUUGGACUUAUUGUGUCCACUGGAUAAUAUUAUAUAUAUAUAUUGAUGAUAAGUAGAAGGAUCUACUAUAUAGAGUACAAAUUGCAAAACGCAAAUAAAUUAGUACUCUGCGUAUGAAUUGCUAA
Messenger RNA from Ricinus communis (castor bean), 2358 nucleotides. Its product is annotated as NAC domain-containing protein 7. Bases 974 to 2053 code for a protein of 359 amino acids. The record is from RefSeq and is a predicted model, not a curated record. Gene Ontology annotation, biological process: regulation of DNA-templated transcription. Gene Ontology annotation, molecular function: DNA binding. The transcript is spliced from 4 exons. NCBI's taxonomy places the organism in Eukaryota, Viridiplantae, Streptophyta, Magnoliopsida, Malpighiales, Euphorbiaceae.